CUCUGGACCCCAAACAGGAAGUUCCGCCUCACAGCUUCCAUUCUUCAGACGCCAACAAUAUCCGGUGACAAAACAAACCAGUGUUCUGCGGCUCUCAUCGAUUUAAACGACGGAGAGCGAACCAGCUUUACUCGGAAGAGGAGUCACCGGGGUUUCUCCUGAACUACAGACAUCUUGUCUCCUCCACCAUGACCGCUGCUGCUGUGAGAGGUUCCGCCAGGGUGCCUGUCCGAGGCGCUGGCGAUGGCAUGGAAACUGAGAAACCACCGGCCAUCCUGGAGGUGAAAACGGAUACACUACCAUCAAGUCCAUCUGAUGUUCCCCUUCUGAAGGUGGCAAGCCCAAAACACAGCCCGAAAUCUGCCCACUCUGCUGCACCCCAGCCUCUCGGGGUGCUCCAUCUGGGCAAGGUCAGUCGAGAGGCCUGCACAGAGGUGGAGGCCGUGAGAAUCAUCGUACCACGUUCUGCUAUAAGCCGGAGCAGUCGCACAGGACCUGCUGAGGGUAAAGGGGACCCUGGGCAGCAGGCUGAGGAGCAGGGCUCUCCCCCGCUGCCUCUGGUGGAGGACUGGAGAGGACAGCUGGAGAAGCUGCAGAACUCUGAACGCAGGCUGCUGCAGGACAAGGAAGGGCUUUGCAAUCAGCUCCGUGUGCAGACAGAGGUGAAUCGUGAGCUAAAGAGACUUCUGGUGGCGUCGGUGGGCGAUGACCUACAAUACCAUUUUGAGCGACUGGCGCGGGAGAAGAACCAGCUGAUUCUGGAGAACGAAGCUCUGGGCCGCUGCCUGGCUCACACUGCAGAGCAGCUGGAGCGAAUGAGUAUUCAGUGUGACGUUUGGAGGAGCAAGUUCCUGGCCAGCAGAGUCAUGGCAGAGGAGCUGACGAAUGCCAGGGCAGCAAUGCAAAGGCAGACCAGAGACGCACAAGGAGCAAUUCAGGAUCUGCUGUUGGAGCGAGAAGAGUUCUCCGGGGACAUGGUUCUCACUCACAGAUCUCUGGAGCAGCUCCUGGUGUCUCUGCAGUGGGGCCGACAGCAGACCUACUACCCCAGCGCACAGCCCCUCAGCACAAGAGAGCUGGCAGCAGCUAAUCUCAAGCUAGCAGACGCCAUCAACUCCCACCUACUGGGCAACACCAGUAACAGCAGCAACACCGUGGUGAAGAGCAGCAGCACAACAGCCGAGCAGCUGUGCAGCACGCCGGCCGAGAAGAUGGCCGAAAAGGUCUUGAAGAUUUUAGAUCCAAUUUCCUGUCCAGAAAACCAGACUGAACCUCAACUGAGUGACUCCCCGUCAAACUUCCUCAACAACAAGAAGAGCAUCGGCAGGUUUCACCCGUACACCCGCUAUGAGAACAUCACCUUCAACUGCUGCGAGCGCUGCUCAGGAGACAUCCUGGUGCUGUAGAGGUCAAAGAGCGACAACACGACCUGACGCCAGCGCAGCAUCAGAACUUAUUUCAAACGGUCUGAAGAGGAGAGGACGCCGGAGGAUCACGCUGCUUUUUGUUGAGUGACAUGAAAAGUUGGCAGCUUUUUGCAACUUUGGUUGUUUUGCCCCUUUCAGUGAGUAGCAGCCCUGACGGUUGUAUUUAUAUAACUUUAGAAAAUGGUUUUUACAUUUUAUCCACCUGAUGUUUAUUUAGUUCUCUUUAAGAAAAUGGAGUUUUGUUCAUGUAGAUUGCAUUUCGGAGCCUGGUUUAAACCAUGGAAAGACUUAUUUCUGGAAUGUGAGAUCAAGAUGAGUCAGUGUUACAUGGUGAACAGACGUUAACGUGUCUGCUUCCUCUGACUUGUAAGUUUUAAAUUUUAUUCACUAAUAUGUUCUCAAGUCAAGUGUGAGUCUUUUGACGAGGAGAGUCCAACAUACACUGUGCAAAGUUUGCCCCAGUUCCUCUGUGAGAUGGUGCUUAUUUCAACGACGUUGUAUUUAUGUAUUUUGGAUGUAAAGGGUCAGAAUAGACAUUCGACAGUUAGGAAUCAAAAGGUACAACAGACAUAUUGUAUCAGCAUCAUUUAAAAAAGGUCUUAAUAUUUUCAAAUGCAGUUUGAAAGAAAAAUUAGAAGCAACAAUGUUCUGAUAUUUUUCCAGGUAUUUCAUUUGUUUUACUUGAAUUGAUGUUUCUAUUUAUUAUAAAAACAUGACUGUGUUUUUGCCUCAAGACAACAAUGAAAUGACGAAUAAUGUUGCAUGUGCAAUUUUUUAAAAACCGAGCUGUGGAAUACUUUGGUUUACUUCAUCUGUAUAAAUGAUGGUGAUGCUAUAAUUUUAUCGUGAAAACACAAAAAUGUUCAUACAUCAUUUGUAUAUCAGAUCAAAAAUAAAGACCAAAGUAGUUUUGACUGUUUUUAAAA
This is a messenger RNA of Paralichthys olivaceus (Japanese flounder), 2353 nucleotides long. RefSeq names its product basic leucine zipper nuclear factor 1 (gene blzf1). The record is from RefSeq and is a predicted model, not a curated record. Lineage: Eukaryota; Metazoa; Chordata; Actinopteri; Pleuronectiformes; Paralichthyidae. Gene Ontology annotation, biological process: Golgi to plasma membrane protein transport; Golgi organization. Gene Ontology annotation, cellular component: Golgi membrane.